CUGCAUCCCAGCUAGCCGCUGGCUUUAUAACCAAAACUCAAGGGAUCAGCAAGUGCAAGAAACCGGCCAUUACGAUUUCCUAACCUUUUCAGUCUCAAACUACCUAAACUAAUCCUGCACAAUAAUUAGUUGGUCCUAGAACUUUUACAAUCGUACAAACUAGUCCUAACACAAUACCAAAGCAAGGGAAUUGCUAUUCGUCGCCCUAAAAAUCCUUAUUCGUCGCCCUAAUUAUAUUAAAUUUACUUUAAUGUCCCUAGUUUAUUUUGUUUGUUUUUCAAACAAUUAAACCCUAAAACAAACAAAUACACCCACUAGUUGCCGGAGCCGGCCACCUCAUCAGAGGCAUAAUCAUAGACGUUAUCACUAUAUGAAGAAAGAAGAAGAGCAGAAGAUGAUCACAUAUUAGUUUACCAAAUGCAUCACAAUUUAUUUAAUUAUAAUCACCAACAACUUCUGUAUAGCAUGAGUCCUUCAACCCCCACCAAAAAACAGACAAACAGAUAGAAUUAGUAAACAAAAUAUUGGCUGCAGAAUAUAAUUGGCCGACGAAUCCUCUGAAACAAAGCAAAGAAGCUCUCAAAGAAAGGUUGUUUAUUAAAUCAUAUGAUUCUCAAUGGGCCUAAUUGUUUAUUAAUCAUUCUUCUUCGCCCUCCUUCUUCCUCCUGGUCGACAGCAACCAUGCAAAGCAGCGGUUGCGGGGAGCGAUUCUGGCGGCAGCAACGGUGACGGGGAGCGACUCCUGGCGGCGGUAGCGGCGACGAGGAGCGAAUCCGGCAACAGGACAACACGACAGAAACAGUUCUUUGGUCGGCGGCGGAUACCAGUUCCGGGGUGGAUGACGACUUUUUUGCCCGAGAUUUUGAGAGUCGGGUUUGGGGAUGGAUCGUUUGAUAGGUUUAGUUUGGGUUUGAAAUUAGGGGUAUAUGUGUCAAUUUAAUGUGAUUUAGGGCGAUUUUUUUCAAAUCUUAGGGCGACGAAUAGCAAUUCAGCAAAGCAAUUCUAGGAUGAUCUGAAUCAAACUAGAGUACAACAUUCUUUAUUCGUUCUUACGGAGAAGGAUUCGGGAAAUUUCAUAUAUAUCUUUCUCCGUUUCUCGUAAAGGUCGUUCCUCUAUAAUUCGGGAUGAUUUGCUAAAAAAAUGGGGACAUUUAGGUCCUUCCCCAAUCAAAGUGUAAUAGUGAAAAAAAAGUUGCUGAUUGAAAAGUGAUUAAAUGCAAAUAGGAUGACCAAAAGUGUAAUUCGCCAUUCGAGCGCGAAUAUAUAACAGAGCCCGCGCCAAAGGGCUGAAAACCGCGGGGAGAGCGACACGUAACGAACCUCUCGUUGGACACUCAUCACUCUCUCACUGCUCCCGCUCCAAAACCGGAGCCAGAACAACCGCCGCCGCCGCUCCCCUCCGCCGUCCGCCGCAGGAAAAAAAAUUAACAAAAAAAAAACAGAGGAAAUCAAAAUACCCAUACCACGGUGUUUUUUUUUCUUCUUUUUUCUGCCCCCAGAGAUCCGCCUUCUCCGCUAAUUUCAAAUUCCACCAUCUGUCAGCCGAUCAUCAUCAUCACUAAAUGCCAGUUUUCCUUCUCUGUUUUGAAAUCCCUACGAAAUCAGAAACCGUUUUCUGAGGCUAAUCGCGUAGAUCGGUCAAUCUCGUCACCCCCAUUAGUUUCUAUUUCCCGUUCUUCUUAUUUUCUCGGGAAAGUGUCCCUCUCCAGUUUUCCCCCUUCGCGGAAACCCGUAUUUCGUUUUCUUCUGCUCGAGACGGUCGAUAUGGAGCAGAAGCAGUUUCUGUUGUCGGCGUUGGGCGUCGGCGUGGGAGUAGGUGUGGGGCUGGGGCUGGCGUCGCCGUCGAUGAGCAAAUGGGCCGGCGGGAACGCUUCCGCGGCGAACGUCGUGACGGGAGAUAAGUUGGAGCACGAACUGUUGAGACAAGUGAUUCAUGGAAGAGAAAGCGGCGUUACCUUUGCCGAGUUUCCUUACUACCUCAGUGACCAAACCCGAACAUUGCUCACAAGUGCUGCCUAUGUCCACUUGAAACAUGCGGAAGUUUCAAAGUACACGAGGAACCUUUCACCUGCUAGUCGAACUAUACUGCUCUCUGGCCCUGCAGAACUUUACCAGCAAAUGCUUGCCAAAGCUUUAGCCCACUACUUUGAUGCUAAACUGCUGAUGUUAGAUAUAACAGACUUUUCUCUCAAGAUUCAGAGCAAGUACGGCACAAGCAAGGAAGCUACUUCUUUUAUGAGAAAGUCAACUUCAAUGGAGCGGCUGUCUGGUUUCCUGGGAUCCUUGUCCAUACUGUCCCAGGAUAGGGAACCUUUGGGUUCUGGUACUCUACGUAGGCAACACAGUGGAGUAGACCUCUCAUCAGCAAGAGGGAUGGAAGGUUCCUCUAAUCUCCCCAAGCUACGAAGAAAUGCCUCUACCUCUAAUAUGAACAUGCUAGCCUCACAAUCUGCUUCUGCUAAUACAGCUCCUUUGAGGCGACAAAGCAGCUUAUCUUUCGACGAGAAGCUUCUCAUUCAGUCUCUCUACAAGGUCCUGGUCUACGUCUCCAAAACCAGUCCCAUUGUGCUCUACCUUAGGGACGUGGACAAGUUCUUGUCACGUUCCCAGAGAAUCUACAACCUGUUCAACAAAAUGCUGAAGAAGCUGUCUGGUUCGGUGCUGAUCCUCGGUUCUCGAAGCGUGGAUCUCGAGAGCGAGUACAGGGAGGUCGACGAGAGACUCACCAUUCUCUUCCCUUACAACAUCGAGAUCAAGCCGCCAGAAGAUGAGAACCAACACAUCAACUGGAAGUCCCAACUGGAGGAGGACAUGAAGAUGAUUCAAGUUCAGGACAACAGAAAUCACAUCAUGGAAGUUCUCUCGUCCAACGAUCUCGAUUGUGAUGAUUUGGAUACUAUCUGCAUGGCUGACACGAUGGUUCUUGGUAACUACAUUGAGGAGAUUGUUGUGUCAGCUAUUUCGUAUCAUUUGAUGAACAACAAGGAUCCUGAUUACAGGAAUGGAAAACUCAUCAUCUCAUCUAAGAGUCUGUCUCAUGGAUUGAGCAUAUUCCAAGAGGGCAAGUCUGUUGGCAGUAUCAAGUUAGAAGCUCAGGCUGCACUCCCAAAGAAUGAAGCGAAGAUUGAAAUCAAAGCUGACGCGGUAGUACCAGAAAAGAAGGCCGAUACAGGGACACCAGGAAAAGGAGCCAAACCAGAAAACACUGCUCCACCGCCACCAAAAGCUCCAGAGGUUGCACCAGACAACGAAUUCGAGAAGCGGAUAAGGCCAGAAGUGAUACCAGCAGACGAGAUCAACGUAACCUUCGCUGACAUCGGUGCUCUAGAAGAAACCAAGGAGUCACUGCAGGAGCUGGUGAUGCUUCCUCUGAGACGACCGGACUUAUUCAAGGGCGGACUCCUGAAGCCAUGCAGGGGAAUCCUGCUCUUUGGACCCCCUGGCACGGGCAAAACAAUGCUCGCCAAGGCCAUUGCUCGAGAAGCUGGAGCCAGUUUCAUUAACGUGUCGAUGUCUACUAUUACAUCGAAAUGGUUCGGCGAGGACGAGAAGAACGUCCGAGCACUGUUCUCGCUCGCAUCGAAGGUCUCGCCUACAAUCAUUUUCGUGGACGAGGUUGAUAGCAUGCUCGGGCAGAGAACCAGGGUUGGAGAGCAUGAGGCCAUGAGGAAGAUCAAGAAUGAGUUCAUGACUCACUGGGAUGGCUUGGCGACGAAGCAAGGUGAAAAGAUCCUUGUUCUUGCUGCGACGAAUCGUCCAUUCGAUCUCGAUGAGGCUAUCAUCCGGCGUUUCGAGCGCAGGAUCAUGGUGGGGCUUCCAUCUGUGGACAACCGGGAAAUGAUAAUGAAGACCCUGUUGUCGAAGGAGAAGGUUGACGAACGGCUGGAUUUCAAGGAGCUGGCUGUGCUAACUGAAGGCUACUCUGGGAGUGAUCUAAAGAAUUUGUGUACUACCGCUGCUUAUCGACCAGUUAGGGAGUUGAUACAGCAAGAGAGGAAAAGGGAUAUGGAGAAAAGGAAGAAAGCUCCAGAAGGACAAAAGAAUGCAGAGGAAGAUACAGAGUCCGCUGCAAAAGGAGAAAAGGAGGAGAGAGUGAUUACCCUUCGGCCGUUGAACAUGGAAGACUUCAGGCAGGCUAAGAACCAGGUGGCAGCAAGCUUUGCAUCAGAAGGAUCGAUAAUGGCGGAGUUAAAGCAGUGGAAUGACUUGUAUGGUGAAGGUGGCUCGAGGAAGAAGGAGCAGCUCUCCUACUUCUUGUAAAACUAAUGGUUUAUCCAUCCACUAACCAGAAAAGAACUAGGGGGCUAGUUCUGUGCAAGCCAAGAAUAUGGCUUUUUUAAAUACUGUAAAACAUUUAAGAGUUAAGACUAGUAUGUAUGUAUGUAUAUAGAUGAUGAAUGUAUUCAGGAAGAUAGAAAGGUCAAUCAGAUAAAAGUCUGCAGGCAGCUCCCUCACCUUUCGGGGAAUAAGAUGAGCUGAGCCGUGUCAGAGACCAAUUUUGUUUGCUGUUCUUCUGUUGUUUUCGUUUUCGUUGUUGUUGUUGUGUUAGAACUCUCUCAUAGUUAUUUGUUCAAGCAUUUAUGGAACUGAACUGAACUCUGCUCUCUGUUCAACUUUGGGACGAGAAUCAUGCUUUCUGUUUCCAGCAGAAGGUAGUACAACGUCCAACUUGAGUAAACAGAAUAGUUCCUGUUAGUUUCUCAGGAAGCGAGAUGUGGAUACGUAACAAUUACAUCAAGCCUGCCCCUUUUCACCACAACAGCUCAAACAGCCGGUGCUGAACUCUAGGCUGUCGAGUUCUUGGAACAGGGACUUCACAACAGAAGCAUGAAAAAUGGAACCCACAAUUUCUUGAAACGACCAUCCGCGCAACUCUGGCCUCGACUCUCUGCUUUUCGUCUUAUCUAGGUGGAAAAGCAAACAGGCCACAUGUGGUAACUGUUCCUUUACAUCAACCCUUCCCUCUUCUGGCAAAUCCAACUUGCAACUUUCCCCUUCACCCAACGGUCAACUUACCUUCCACAGUAACACCAACCAUUUACCAACAAACAAAAACAAAAUAAAAACUUGAAC
Molecule: messenger RNA, 5073 nt
Organism: Linum trigynum
Lineage: Eukaryota; Viridiplantae; Streptophyta; Magnoliopsida; Malpighiales; Linaceae
Source: the annotation of a GenBank genome assembly